AUGAUUAGACUCCGCCUUUCUCAUUCAUCUGGUUUUCCCUAUCUUUUGUUUGCGGAUGCGUCGUAUCCAAAACAUCAUGCUUGAAUGUUUCAGGGUUCCAAGCAGAGGCUAUGCGUUUCUUCACUGCUCUGCUUUUGGCGACUUUGGCGUCUUCGGCUCUCGCCAUGUUCCGUUCUUCCUCAAGGGUUAACAGCUGGCCACAAAAAUAUCUUUUGGUCUUUGGAAUUUCUCAUCGAACCAACGAAAAUAUUUUUUUGAAAAAUCGCUAAUCAUUCUCUAUUAAUUUAAAAACUCGUGAUGAUUUUGAAACCAGCUAAAAAAAGGUUUUUUGAGAGUGAAGGAUGAGAUUCAGGGAAUGGCAACGGUGGACGUCGGCUCAGGAGACGUCAUGUGGGUUCCGAUGCCGCGGCAAGUCGCCGUCCAACCGGAGUACGUCCAUCGCAGGUACUGCCAACCUUUUAAGAAACCUUUUCCUGAAAGUACAAUUCUGUUCUAUUCCUUUCACUAAAGUGCUUAACCUUCUGCACCUCGAGAUUCUCAGUAAAAGAAAGGAAAUUUCUAUAAAUGCCAACCAGUACCAUUUAAUUAUCCUUUCUUUUCCUAGCCAUUUCUGAGAGAAUUUAAAUUUUUACAGUAAAAACUGUUUUUUUUUCCCGCAUUUUCAGUAUAAAAUUUUUUCCAGGUGCGUCUUCUGCCGCGGUUACAAUCGUCGAUAG
Molecule: messenger RNA, 716 nt
Organism: Caenorhabditis auriculariae
Lineage: Eukaryota; Metazoa; Nematoda; Chromadorea; Rhabditida; Rhabditidae
Source: the annotation of a GenBank genome assembly